Messenger RNA from Podarcis raffonei (Aeolian wall lizard), 3438 nucleotides. It is a transcript of the gene LPIN2, whose product is annotated as lipin 2. Lineage: Eukaryota; Metazoa; Chordata; Lepidosauria; Squamata; Lacertidae. Bases 188 to 2863 code for a protein of 891 amino acids. Gene Ontology annotation, cellular component: endoplasmic reticulum membrane; cytosol; nucleus. The record is from RefSeq and is a predicted model, not a curated record. The transcript is spliced from 20 exons. Gene Ontology annotation, biological process: positive regulation of transcription by RNA polymerase II; fatty acid catabolic process; cellular response to insulin stimulus. Gene Ontology annotation, molecular function: phosphatidate phosphatase activity; transcription coactivator activity.
GCUCGCUCGCGUGCGUCACCCCCCCUCCCGCCACCUCCUCCAGCGCCGCGCGCUGGCUGCGUUUCCAGCCCAUUCAGUUCAUUCAACCGCCGCCUCGAGCGCCCGGUGGCUGGUCCUCGCCCUCGCCAAAGCCUCUCUCGCUCUCCUGCCUCCAUCCCACGGAGGGCGGACAGUCAAGCCUUAAAUAAUGAAUUACGUGGGGCAGCUUGCAGGCCAAGUUCUGGUGACUGUUAAGGAACUAUACAAAGGAAUCAAUCAGGCGACGCUCUCAGGAUGCAUUGAUGUAAUUGUAGUUCGGCAACAAGAUGGCACAUACCUUUGCUCCCCAUUCCAUGUCCGAUUUGGAAAGCUUGGUGUCUUACGUUCGAAGGAGAAAGUUAUUGAUAUUGAAAUUAACGGAGAAGCAGUUGAUCUUCAUAUGAAACUGGGUGAUAAUGGAGAAGCUUUCUUUGUGCAAGAAACAGAAGAAAAAUUUGAAAGAGUUCCUGCACAUCUUGCAACAUCCCCAAUACCUACAGAAGACCAGUUCUUCAGAGAAACUGAUGAUCACUUGCUGAAAUCGGGUGACAAUGAACGGAUGUGUCUGAGCUCAGAAAUACUACAGAUUGUGGAAGCAGAGCCUUUUUUCCCCUCUGGGUCAGUGAAGAAGAAAAAGCGAAGGAAAAGAAAAUGUAAACAAGAUGCCAAGAAGGAAGAUCAGAUCUCUGCUCCUGGAACUGAAGAAGGCUUUGAAAUGGAAAUUAGCUCAGAUGAUGAGAGAAGUAUUUUGCCUCUGAGGAACCCAUCAGAUUCUCCACCAAAGGAUGAAGAGUAUAAGGAAUCAUUGAUUUACCACGCCAAGGACCAUUACCCUUUAUCAGAUGGAGACUGGUCUCCUUUGGAGAACCCAUUUAGCCAGCCAACUUGUCCUAAAAGUGAUUCAGAACUUGAAGUUAAGCCUACGGAGAGCUUACUCCGAGCAGAGUCUCACAUUGAAUGGACGUGGGGAGGGUUCCCAGAAUCUACCAAGAUAAGCAAGAAGGAAAAAUUGGAACAUCCCAGAACAGUUACAAUCACUCCAUCAGAGAAGACACAUUUCAGGGUAAUAUCCAGCAGUGAUGCAGCUGAAGAUGGAAUUUUGGUGAAUGAUUCUGUUUGUACAGUAGUAAAACCUGAACCAAGAACACACCAUCUACUUAAGGAGCUAGAUAUUAAAGAGAGACUUGCUUCUACAGCCACAGAACCAAUUUUGGACAUUCUUCAAGGUUCAUUGGCAUUAGAUUCUGAUACUCUUCCCAGUCCAUUGAUAGAUUCUCCGACAGAAACUAAACCACCAGCAAAACUUGAUUCCCCAUCAAAGAAAAAAGGGAUACAUAAGAGAAGUCAUCACCAAGGGCCUGAUGACAUAUAUUUGGAUGACCUGACAGCUUUGGAACCUGAAGUUGCUGCUCUUUAUUUUCCCAAAAGUGACUCUGAUCCAGGUACCAGACAAUGGCUGGAGUCUGACACGCUGUCGGGUUCUCAGUCUCCACAAUCGGUGGGAAGUGCUGCUGCAGAUAGUGGUACAGAGUGUAUGUCUGAUUCUGCAAUGGACUUGCCUGAUGUCACAUUAUCCCUUUGUGGAGGUCUUAGUGAAAAUGGGGAGAUAUCAAAAGAAAAAUUCAUGGAGCAUAUCAUUACUUACCAUGAAUUUGCUGAAAACCCAGGACUCAUAGACAAUCCUAAUUUGGUUAUAAGAAUAUACAACAGGUAUUAUAAUUGGGCAUUGGCUGCUCCCAUGAUUCUCAGCUUGCAGGUGUUCCAUAAGAGCUUGCCACAGGCUACAGUUGAAUCCUGGAUUAAGGAUAAAAUGCCAAAGAAGUCUGGAAGAUGGUGGUUCUGGCGUAAGAAGGACAGCUUGGUUAAACAGCUUCCAGAAGCUAAGGAGGGAAAAUCUGAAGCUCCAAAAGGUGACCUAUCAACAGCCACAAAGGAACAAGUUGAAAGUCGGCCUACAGGUGAUGAAUCUUCAACGGAUGAUGAAGGAUCCCAGGAACUAAAAGAAACCUUAAAAAUAGAUUCCGCUUCACUUCCAAGCCAUGGGAAUGCUACAUCUUACAAAAAGUCACUUAGAUUGUCUUCAGAUCAAAUUGAAAAACUGAAGCUAAGAGAUGGCCCCAAUGAUGUUGUGUUCAGCAUUACAACCCAGUAUCAAGGAACUUGCCGUUGUGCGGGGACAAUAUAUCUGUGGAACUGGAAUGACAAAAUAAUUAUUUCAGAUAUUGAUGGAACAAUAACCAAGUCUGAUGCUUUAGGCCAGAUCCUACCACAGCUUGGCAAAGACUGGACACAUCAGGGUAUUGCAAAGCUCUAUCAUUCCAUUAAUGAGAAUGGCUACAAGUUUCUGUACUGCUCUGCUCGUGCCAUUGGAAUGGCAGACAUGACAAGAGGGUACUUGCACUGGGUUAAUGACAAAGGAACGAUCUUGCCCAGGGGUCCCUUGAUGUUGUCUCCUAGCAGUUUGUUCUCUGCUUUUCAUAGGGAAGUGAUAGAAAAGAAACCAGAGAAAUUCAAAAUUGAGUGUUUAAAUGAUAUCAAGAACUUAUUUUCUCCAUGUGAACAACCCUUCUAUGCUGCUUUUGGAAACAGACCUAAUGAUGUGUAUGCUUACAUGCAAGUUGGAGUUCCAGACUGCAGAAUAUUCACAGUCAACCCAAAGGGUGAACUAAUCCAGGAACAAACAAAGGGAAACAAAUCUUCGUAUUACAGGCUGAGUGAACUAGUAGAACAUGUGUUUCCACUUCUUAAUAAAGAACAGAGCUCUGCUUUUGUAUGCCCAGAAUUCAGCUCCUUCUGCUAUUGGAGAGAACAGCUUCCUGAAGUGAACAUAGAAGACUUAGCUUGAACAGCACUGAUCGCAGAGAACCUCCUUCCGCAGAGGCUCCUUUAUCCUUUGGUACCAUGUGUCUUAUUAAAUACAGGAAGCGCCAAAGGUUUGGCAUAAGCAAAUGAAAUGCAAGGCUGAUCUCUCUUUGUUCUUUUAAGAUGUCCUUACUGUUUGAUUUAAGGCAUUAGAAAGAUAGCAAUCCUUUGAAAUAGCAGACCAUCCAGAGGAUAGAGGACAUAAAAUGAAAAUUUAGUUGCAGAUUUGCAUCUUCAUAUAUACAAACCACAGUGGAUGUGUGUGAUGUUAUGUAUGUUAGCCUCCUUGAUAUAUCAUCUUAAAGGAAAAGAGAAAAAAGUAUGUAAAAUUGAUAGCAGAGAUUUAAUAGGCCCACUAUAGGAAUUAUAUUUAGUACUUAAACCAGCACUUAGGCUGUUUGAGAUACAAUGUCUCUCUCAUUAUUAAUUUCUUUAAAAAUAUCUUAAGGAUUCAUGAGUUCGUGUGUAGUGGUCAUUCUGUUUUGCUACACCGUUAAAGAACUGAGGAUUGUAGUGGAAAUGGUACUUCUAUUACCCACUCAUGGUUGUGUUGCCUUU